Molecule: messenger RNA, 742 nt
Organism: Annulohypoxylon maeteangense
Lineage: Eukaryota; Fungi; Ascomycota; Sordariomycetes; Xylariales; Hypoxylaceae
Exons: 1
Coding region: 214-651 (145 amino acids)
Source: RefSeq, a predicted model, not a curated record
CUUUCUUUUCUUCCUUCUUUUUCCUCGCUUUCUCGCAUGAGUCCCUAGUCACCGGGACCAAGAGUAGGCCAACUACAAAUGAUAUUUCCACCAUUAUCACUACUACCACCACCAAUACCACCACUAAUAAUUGAUAUUUCGUGGCCCACGUAACCAUCCCAGGUGUUCCUCGGUUUCAAUGCAGAAAGGAGCUUGACCAAUUCUAGACAUCGCAUGUGGUUGGGGUUUCUUGCAGGAUGUGCGCUUACCACUACCACUAUCACUAUCACUAACACUACCACUACCACUACCACUGCCACUACUCCUACUCCUACUCCUACCGCGUCUACGUCCACGUCCACGUCCACAUCCCCUGGUCCUCGACCUUAUCUUCUCGCAUUGCUAGACUACCUAAAGAUAGACGGUCCAACAAGUUUCUGUUGUAAACUUCUCACGCGAGAGAGGAAAGGCCACAGGCGCAGGGCUAUAUAUCAAUCACAAUCCCAUCCAUCCCCAUUCCCAUCCCCAUCCCCAAUCCCAUCCAUAAAAUCGCCCUCCUACCAUACAACCCAUACUUCUCGCAACCGACUCCUCGGGACUGCAACUGUACCAUCUCGUCCCAUCCUUCAGUUUCGCACCUCCUCUUCCUGCAUUGGUCAGCGAGCAGUGUAACAAUCCUUCCCAAGAAAAAAGAAGAAUAAGAAGAAAAGAGAAGAAAAACUACCUCUCAAGCCGAGAGUCCUGCAUGUCGAAUAUGCGCCAC